Messenger RNA from Paramecium sonneborni, 984 nucleotides. Lineage: Eukaryota; Ciliophora; Oligohymenophorea; Peniculida; Parameciidae. The record is from the annotation of a GenBank genome assembly.
AAUUAUCUGUAAUCUUGUUCCUCUAUAAAUAUGUGGAAAAAUAAUUAAAAAAUUAAAGAAAUGAAGAAAGAUAAGGUUGUUGCAGAUGAAAAAGAAAAACUUUGGCUAUUGAUUAAUUCGAAACCUCAUAAAACUUAUUCUUUAAAAGGAACAUAUGAUUAUGCUUCUGCUGUAUCUCUAAAUAAUUUAUAUAUUGCAGUAUAAAUUUAAAAUGAAGACGAGGAGAGAGUAUUACUGAUUUACAACACAAUUUUAAAACGUAGCAUAAAACUUAAAAAAAGUGAUUAUAGGUAAUUAAUUUUUUCUCUUGACUCAAAUAUACUUGUGGGAUUGUAAAAUAAAUUGAUAUAACUUUUGAGAUUGAAAUCAACAGCUAAAAAGUUUAAAGUAGAUAAAUAAUCUCAAUUAGAUAUCCCUAAACAUUUUGCAUCAUAAUUAAAGAUGGAAUUUAAAACAGACAAAAACUAAUUAUUUGUAUAUUCUAUAGAAUUUGGAUAAUUUGCAAUAUGGAAUUUGGUGAAGGAUGAAUUAAUAGUAAUAGUAAAUUAUUAUUUGAAAAACCCUGAGAUGAAGAUGAGAAAUUAAUAAGAAGAUUCUAAUCUUUUGGGUAUUAUUAAAAAAAUGAAAGUUUAAUACUAGGUAACAAUGAAAGAUUAUUAAAAACAAAUUUUCAAGUAUCCAGAGUUAAUUUCAGUAGAAUAUUCAUAGAAUGAAGGAGGAAUGAUGAUUAAAUGUAGAAAUAAGAUACUGAGAAAACACUAUGAUAAUUAAUUUGAAGAUGAAUCAAAGAGCUUACAAAUAUCAAGUGGAGGCACAAGAAUUUUAUAUGUAACAGAAAUGUUAAUGUACUUGUAUAGUGUUUAAACAGGAAACAUAUUAUUAAAGAAGAAAAUCUAUAAUGUUGAAUAAUUGAUAUUAAGCGAUAAUUCAUUAAUAGUAAUAGAGGGUGAUAUAAUUAAAUUUUGGGAUAUUACAUAAAUUUGA